AUGCCCAACUGCCCCUGUUUGUCACAGUGCUCCAGUCCUGACCCGUCCUGUAAUGGAACAAAUCUUACUGAGGACACUACAUCCAGCCCAAAUCUUGAUGUAAUUACAUCUAGUCCAGAUCUUCAGUGGCUUCUGCAGUCCUCUCUAUUUUCCCAAUCAGAGGCCACCUUGGGAACGUUUUCCUCAUUCGCACCCACCACCAUGCCCAACUGCCCCUGUUUGUCACAGUGCUCCAGUCCUGACCCGUCCUGUAAUGGAACAGUGGGGGACCGUUCAAUAGGACAUGCUAACAAACAUAUGUCCUCUGAGGAACUUGACAGGAUAAGGAUCCGCAGGGAAAGGAACAGAGUAGCAGCCGCCAGGUGUCGGGACCGUCGUCGGAUGCUUAUAUACACAUUACAGAAUGAGACGGAGCAUUUGGAACAUGGGAAGACGCAACUGGAGGAAGAGAUCGCUACUCUUGAAAGGGAGAGAGAAAGGCUUGAGUUGGUUUUUGAGGCACACAUGCUUAUCUGCAAGUUAAAUGACCCAAACCCAGAAUAA
Messenger RNA from Sinocyclocheilus grahami, 543 nucleotides. Its product is annotated as proto-oncogene c-Fos-like. NCBI's taxonomy places the organism in Eukaryota, Metazoa, Chordata, Actinopteri, Cypriniformes, Cyprinidae. The transcript is spliced from 4 exons. Bases 1 to 543 code for a protein of 180 amino acids. Gene Ontology annotation, biological process: regulation of transcription by RNA polymerase II. Gene Ontology annotation, cellular component: nucleus. Gene Ontology annotation, molecular function: DNA-binding transcription factor activity, RNA polymerase II-specific; RNA polymerase II cis-regulatory region sequence-specific DNA binding. The record is from RefSeq and is a predicted model, not a curated record.